Molecule: messenger RNA, 1128 nt
Organism: Gongylonema pulchrum
Lineage: Eukaryota; Metazoa; Nematoda; Chromadorea; Rhabditida; Gongylonematidae
Source: the annotation of a GenBank genome assembly
AUGCCGGAAGCUCCAGGAACAACAAAGCAACAAUCGCUGGACGAUGUCGAGAAAGAGGUAAUCUCGAAAAUUCCGAAUUUGGAUAUUGCACAGCUGCGGUUUGUGUUGAUACGAGAAAAUGAAAUGGGACCGUAUUAUAAGCUUAUUUGCGGCGAAGUUGGAUUUCCUCUUAAUGAGGCACUUCUCGCCGAGCUAAAGGAAGCAAACGAAAAGCGUCUGAAAGAGAUUGACGAUGAAAUUAAGGAUGCCGAGCAAAAUCUAGGAGAAAGCGAAGUUCGGCAGGCGUAUCUCCGAAAAAGUGAAUAUCUCUGUCAGAUAGGCGACAAGGAUGCGGCAGUGUCCUCAUUCAGGCAGACUUUCGAGAAAACAGUGGGCAUCGGAUAUCGCAUCGAUCUCAUCUUCAAUCUCAUCCGACUUGGCCUUUUUUUCCUGGACCAUCAGCUGAUAAACACAAAUAUUGCAAAAGCCAAGGAUCUUAUGGAACAGGGCGGCGAUUGGGAGCGUAAAAAUCGCCUCCGUUCCUAUGAGGGACUUUAUAAAAUGUCGGUGCGUGAUUUGAAAGGCGCUGCUGCUCUAUUCCUCGAAGCAGUGCCGACGUUUGGCUCGUACGAAUUGAUGACUUAUGAGCAGCUCAUCUUCUACACGCUCAUCUUCUACACGGUAAUAUCUGCAGUGUACGCUCUGGAACGGCCAGAUCUGCGCGCAAAAGUCAUCAAAUGCAAUGAGAUUCAAGAGCAGCUAACUGGUGGUGGUCAAAAUGGCGAGCUGGUAGCAGUGAAGCAUUAUUUGGAAGCAUUUUAUGGAUGUCGAUAUGAUGAGCUAUUUGUGGUACUUGCAAAGCUAGAAAGUGAACGACUCAAAUUCGACCGUUACUUCGCGCCACAUUACAAUUUUUACUCACGGGCAAUGCGUCUGAAAGCCUAUGAACAGUUCCUUACUCCAUAUAAAACAGUUCGCCUGCAUAUGAUGGCGAAGGAUUUUGGUGUUUCGAAAGAGUUCAUCGAUAAGGAGCUCCAUCGACUGAUCGCGGCGGGGCAGCUGCACUGCAGGAUCGAUGCUGUACGGGGCGUGAUUAUAAUGAAUCAUCCAGAUUCCAAGAACCACCUGUAUCGCAGCGUUAUCAAGUAA